GGGAAAACUUAGAGGAGUAGCAAGUGCUGUUUGGUCGGAUGGGGCUCGGGCGCCAAGAACAGUCGAGACCCGCUCCCCGCGUCCCGCAGAUGAGAGGGGAAGUGAAUGUAACUCAGUGAGGACGGCAUUAGACUUAAAAUCACUUCAGGCAAAGGCGACUGACUUCCCGGCGCGGGCGCUCCGAGCCGUUCCCGCCCCGCCCCGGCGCCCGUCACUGACUGGGUGCCCUCCCGGCCCGCGUUUCCGGGUGGGCCCUUCCGCCGGCCCCCGCGGCGAUGCCGUCACUCAGCUUCCUUCCCGGCCUGCCUCGCGCCCGGCCGGGCUGGGCCAGAGCAGCCCAAGAUGGCCGACUUCGAGGAUCGGGUGUCGGAUGAGGAGAAGGUACGCAUAGCUGCUAAAUUCAUCACUCAUGCACCUCCAGGGGAAUUUAAUGAAGUAUUCAAUGAUGUUCGGCUACUACUUAGUAAUGACAAUCUCCUCAGGGAAGGGGCAGCACAUGCAUUUGCCCAGUAUAACAUGGAUCAGUUCACACCUGUGAAGAUAGAAGGAUAUGAAGAUCAGGUCUUAAUUACAGAACACGGUGACUUGGGUAACAGCAGAUUUUUAGAUCCCAGAAACAAAAUUUCCUUUAAGUUUGAUCACUUACGGAAAGAAGCAAGUGACCCCCAGCCAGAGGAAGUAGAUGGAGGUCUGAAGUCUUGGAGAGAAUCCUGUGACAGCGCUUUAAGGGCCUAUGUGAAAGACCAUUAUUCCAGUGGCUUCUGUACUGUUUAUGCUAAAACUAUAGAUGGGCAACAGACCAUUAUUGCGUGUAUUGAAAGCCACCAGUUUCAGCCUAAAAAUUUCUGGAAUGGUCGUUGGAGAUCAGAAUGGAAGUUCACCAUCACACCACCUACAGCCCAGGUGGUUGGAGUACUUAAGAUUCAGGUACACUAUUAUGAAGAUGGCAAUGUUCAGUUGGUUAGUCAUAAAGAUGUACAGGAUUCAGUAACUGUUUCGAAUGAAGCACAAACUGCCAAGGAGUUUAUUAAAAUCAUAGAACAUGCAGAAAAUGAGUAUCAGACAGCAAUUAGUGAAAACUAUCAAACAAUGUCAGACACCACAUUCAAGGCCUUGCGCCGGCAGCUUCCAGUUACCCGCACCAAAAUCGACUGGAACAAGAUACUCAGCUACAAGAUUGGCAAAGAAAUGCAGAAUGCUUAAAGGCUUGAUCUAAGAUUCUUCAGUACAUGGAAAGAAAGGUUUCAAUGUAUGGUCAUAUGAUAAAUAAGUGAUUUAUAAACAAGAGUGAUAUUUUGCUAGGGCUUUCAAAGUUAACAGGUUUUCUAGCCUCAUGGAAUACUGUUGAACCUAUAGCAUUGUCUUGAUACUUUUAUGUUCUCUGACUUGUAAUUUUCUUUUUCACUAUAUCUACUUGUAAAAAUUUUUUUUUUUAAUUCUGCCACAUUUAAUGAUGGAGAGAAAGGUCUAUCCUGGAGUCAUUUUACUGUUUAGAAAAUUUUCCUAGCCAUAAAGCCCUGUUUCUGAUAUAGACAGGUAAUAUGUUCACUGCUUUUAUACCCCUGUCCUUCAGAGCACACCUGGUACUUCCAUGGUUUAUACUGAUCAUCAACAGCUAAAGAGGCUGUGCUACCAACUGUAGCCAAAUGGAAGACACAUCCAUCCUCUCCCUCAACUGCCUUGAUCAUCUCUUAGAGCAUUGCGUAACUGUAGUUUUCAAAAGUUUGGAUCGGGGCUUUUCAGGGCCUUUUGUUGGGCACAGGAAGUUUUCUGGAAAUUCCAUUAUAGCCAGCUUCUCCGGGGAAGUUGUUUUUAAAUCCAAAGACUUGAACCACAUUCCCUGCACAUGAACGUGUUUGCUUUUUUCCCUUCCUUAUUGUCUCCUUCCCGUCUAGUACCAUUGUAGUUGUAGAUAUCUGCAUUUUUAGCAGAGUUUUACCCAUUAUUGUUUUUUUAAUAUUCCAGAACUGCUGACAUACGAGGGAUGUAGUAGAGUAUCAGAGUUGAAAAAUGAAGAUGAAGAAAUAAUAGGUAUCUGUGCUUUAAUACAUGUGGCAGGAUUGUACUAUAGGCAAACAAAUCAAACAGCUCUGUAAAUCACAAACAAAACCUAAAAAUGAACCAAAGUGAAAAGGAUAACUUCCCGGCAGUAUCUUUCUAUUGUAGCCUGUUAUUUAAGGGAAUACUAGUGAUUUGUUCUAAAUAGGAUGUAAAACUUGUUCUACAUGACUUUUCCUCAGUCCUGCCUGCCAAGAACUUAAAUGUAACUGUGAUAUAGCAACCCUUCUAGGUUUAUGGGCAGGUAUAUGUGUGAUCUCAGAAUACACAGGUGACAUAGAUAUGAUAUGACAACUGAAAUGGUGGAUUCAUUUACAUUGUUUACACUUCUAUGACCAGGCCUUAAGGGAAGGUCAGUUUUUUAAAAACCAAGUAGUGUCUUCCUACCUAUCUGCAUAUACAUGUCAAAAAAGAAGGGUGUUUGUGCUUCAGCUUUGUUUUUGCUCAGUAAUACAGUCAAGCAAGAAUUUGUUUCCAAGUGACCUAUUGAGCUGUGUAAGCAUAUUUGUUUAUUUCAAAUAAAAUAUAUUUGUAUUAUUUGUCAUUCAUACUAUCCAUCCAUACCACACCAUCCUCUGUAUCAGGUAGUCCAAUAGAAAUAUACCUGUUUUGUUCUUAAA
Myotis lucifugus (little brown bat) is the source of this 2678-nucleotide messenger RNA. It is a transcript of the gene CAPZA1, whose product is annotated as capping actin protein of muscle Z-line alpha subunit 1. Gene Ontology annotation, molecular function: actin filament binding. Bases 343 to 1203 code for a protein of 286 amino acids. The transcript is spliced from 10 exons. Lineage: Eukaryota; Metazoa; Chordata; Mammalia; Chiroptera; Vespertilionidae. The record is from RefSeq and is a predicted model, not a curated record. Gene Ontology annotation, cellular component: actin cortical patch; F-actin capping protein complex. Gene Ontology annotation, biological process: barbed-end actin filament capping; actin cytoskeleton organization.